Messenger RNA from Eriocheir sinensis (Chinese mitten crab), 6125 nucleotides. Its product is annotated as SET and MYND domain-containing protein 4-like. The coding region runs from base 120 to 2444 and encodes 774 amino acids. The record is from RefSeq and is a predicted model, not a curated record. Lineage: Eukaryota; Metazoa; Arthropoda; Malacostraca; Decapoda; Varunidae. Gene Ontology annotation, molecular function: protein binding. The transcript is spliced from 17 exons.
GGAACACCACCUUCAGUUUGCAGCGUGAGGAAGCCUGUCAUGUGUUGUACGUAGUGAGGGAGGGAUGGGAAGACAGGGAGAGGGAUGAGGAGUGAAGGAGAGACUCAAACCACCCUGCAAUGUCUAAACUGAAGGGAGGAAGCAUGGACGUGGUCAACUGUCAGCCCCUCCUCGAUCGCCUGACUCUGGCCCUCGUCAAGACCGGGGUCAUCAGCGACCUGGCCAAGCGUAAGACUCAGCUGGACAAGAUAAAGUUCUGUCUGGGCGUUGAGUUGUCGUACCGGGAUGUUAAGAUUAAUGUGAGGGAUGAAAUUCAGACGCUGCUGGAGGCUCUCUACGACCAGUGUGAAGACCACGGGAAGUCUGAGCCACUGGCCCUGAAGGCAAAGACCCAGGGCUCCAAGGCCUAUAUGAAGAAGAGGGACACGGAGGCGCUGCGCUGCUUCACGGAGAGCAUUUGCUUGGCCCCGGCAGAGUCCAUCGUGCUGCCCCUCGCCUAUGCCAACCGGUCCGCUGCACUUUACCAGAUGCACAAAUACAAGGAAGCCUUGCAAGACAUAACGUGGGCCGAGGAGAGUGGUUACCCCAUAGCUCUGAGACACAAGCUCCUGGUCCGCCGCUGUCGUGCUCACCUCAUGCUGGGUGACGUCAAUAAGGCCGGGGAGAGCUUGGAGGCCUGCAUCACCCACUUGUCUUCUGUCCCUGUGGAGGCCAAAGAGAAGUUUGAAGCAGAAAUUGCUGAGCUGAAACAGAAGAUAGAGAACCACGUCAGCAGCGGCAGCAGUGACCCAGCCGACGCCGAGGACACUCUGCAGCAGCCACACCUCUGGAAGGGAGAGAACGAGCAAGUCAAGUACAUGACCAGCGCGUUUGAGAUGAGGGGCAGCGAGAAGUACGGCCGCCACAUCAUUGCCACGGAGGAGGUCAGCAAGGGGUCGGAGGUGUUCGUGGAGGAGCCGUACGCAGCGAUCCUCCUCCCUGAGCACCACAACACACACUGCCACACCUGCUUCUCAAAGGUCACCAAUGCAUUCCCAUGCGAUGGCUGCCGCGACACAAUCUUCUGCAACGAGGCGUGUCGGGAGGCAGGCCGGGCGUGGCACCAGUAUGAGUGUGGCAUCCUGCACAUCCUGUCGUCCGUUGGCAUCGCUCAUCUGGCCCUGCGCGUCCUGCUCGUCAGUGGCUGGAAGCUGCACUGUGAUAUCAGGGGUGAGGCUGUGGAAGGGAGGUUGGCCGGCGUGGGGGCACAUGGGACGUUCAACGGGCCAGACCACCGGGACAGGUACAGGGCAGUCUACCAUCUGCUGCCGCACCUCAGCAACUGCCUUCUGGAGGAUCAGCUUCAGUACUGCCUGGCAGCUAUUCUUUUGGCAUCGGCAAUCACAGACAAGACCCACUUCACCAAGGACAGCCUGAACGAGUGUGGGGAGAAGGCAGACCUGGACGUGCCCCAGCUGGCCGCAGCGGUGAUGAGGCACAUCGCCCAGCUGGUGUCCAACGCCCACGCCAUCACACAGCUCACGACCUCGGACUGUGUAAUUCUCUUCACAGGAGCAAAGAGCCGCAUGGAGCAGAUCAAGCAGAUCAGGGUCGCGUCCGCCAUCUACCCGACAGCCAGCAUGAUGAACCACUCCUGCAAGCCUAACAUCAUCAACAGCUUCUACAAGGACGUGUUGGUGAUUCGGGCAAUAGAGGACAUCAAGCCGGGGGACCAAGUCAGCAACUGCUACGGUCCCCACUACUGCCGGCAGACUCGGGAGGAGCGUCAGGAGGCCCUCAAACAGCAGUACUUCUUCACCUGCAAGUGUGCCCCGUGCACCCAGCCGGAGUACAUGAGGAGGGAGGCCAGCUGGAGUGGCUUCUACUGCGAGGGCUGCGGCGGCGUGUCCUCAUGGAUGGGCAGCGACGACCCGAGUGACGGUGGUGACGACGGCGGCGAUGCUGAGGAGGGGCGGGGCGUGCUGCUCUGCCUCCAGUGCCACAAGCUGCAGCAGCCCUCCACACACCUCACCUACACAUGCUCCAAGGUCAACUCCCUCCAUGAAGCAGGGGAGGAGGCCAUGAAGAAGGGGAACAUAUCAGAAGCUGUCAGCCUCCUCCGAAAUGCUGUCGAGGAAGGCUCCAAAGUCUACCUGCCUGAGAACCAGUAUUUUGUGCGUGUCCGGGAUACCUUGGCUCGGGCGCUGGGGGAGAGCGGCGAGUACGAGAGCUGUUGUCUGGAGCUACAAGAGUGCAUGCAGAUGAUGGAGAAACACUAUGGCCCUGAGAGUAUUGAGUUGGCGCAUGAGUUUCUAAAGUACUCGGAAGUGUUGCAGCUGGCGGCCGUUACCAAUCCAAGGUUUGGAGAGGAGGCAAAGACGGUUAACAAGAGGUUGAAUGACAUCUUUACCCUCAACUAUGGACCACAGUGGAAAGUGUACCUGGGAUCUGCCUUUGUGGAGUGAAUAUUAAGCCUGUUGUAAGGUCUCUGUAGUCACCCCUGAAAAUUCCUGUCGCUGAGGUUAGCGAAGAGAAGGAAGGUCAUGUGUGUGGUUUGUCAGAACCAGGGAAAGCAAACACAACAAUUGUAUCUUACUAAUUUUAUUCUGGAGUCCAUUGAAGGAUAUUGUGAAGCGUAAGGUGACUUUAUUAUAGUAUUUAGAGGCAUUUUGAAGGUUAUGUGGUUUGCUAUCAGAGCCAGGAAAUGUGGACGCAAACAAUAGUAUUUUGAUUUUAUUCAGGACACUGUCGGAGGGUUUUAUGAAGCUCAGGGUGAAUGUUGGUGAAGAUAAAGGUAUUACAAUAAAUAUUUAGAGGUAUUUAGAAGGUUAUGGGGUUUGUUAUAAGAGCCAGGGAACACAAAUGUAAAAGAUGGUAUCAUUUUGAUUAUAAUGUGGAUACUGUUAGAGAAUUUUAUGAAGCUUAGGGUGAAUGUCAGUGUGUUGAAGGUGAAUGUAAUAUAAUAUGUAUGUAGAGGUAUUUAGAAGGUUAUGGGGUUUGUUAUCAGACCCAGGGAACACAAACGCAAAGAACGGUACCAUUUUAAUUUAAUUCUGGAUAUCAUUGGAGGAUUCUUUGAAGCUUAGCUAUGUAAGUGAGGGGUGUUGAAGGUGUAUGUAUGACAGUACAGUAAACCCUCAAUAUAACGGACUGACUAGGGGGAACUUAGUCCGUUAAUGCCGAAAGUCCGUUAUAAGCGCCAAAAUAAAUAAAAACGUAAAAUAAUACCAGCAAACCUAAUAAACGUAGGUAUGUAUUUUUUUAUUGUGUAUGUUGUGUGCAUGUUGUCUGUAUUGCUGCAUAGCACACUUGGCGAUGGACUGUGAGGCACUGAGGCUGCCAGGUUGGCAGUGGGGCCCUGUGAAGGGGGGCGUAUUGUUACGGGUAUGGGUAAAAUUUUACAAGUGAGCCCAUUUUGCAAUGGUAGACGAAACUUUUUUUUGUGUGUGUGUGUGUGGUUGGGGGUGGGGUUAGUUUUCAUGGUGUUAUGAAAUAAUCUGAUAACUAUUUAUGUCACAAAUCAUUAAAUGAUUGGCUUUUCAAUGCCUGUUGUACACCCACUGCAGCCCUCAGCUGCAGCCGCAAAAUAACUCGCAGAGAGAGAUGUUCAACUUGCUUACUGUUUCUACACACCAAGUGCCAAAUAAAUUUACUAACAAAACAUAACUUAACCUAACCUACCUAACUGGGGACUUCGCCCUCCUUGACCCUAUAAGCUGUGUCAGUACCGACACUCAAAAACACUUGGCUAUUUUCCAUUACAGUUACGUCCUGAAUUGAUGCAUAAGACUUUCAUUUAGUGUAAAUACAUUCUUCAAUUGAAUGGAAACCAUGAAGAGGAAAAUAUUUUGCCUGGUGAGCUGAAAAAGAACACAGUAGUCGAAGGAUGGGACAGCAGAUAAAGGGAGGAGGGCAAGGUGGCUAGCAGACGCUGUUGUAGUUACCGGGCGCGGUUGGUUCAAAAACAAUUCUCAGUCGGUCCCCCUUGGAUUUCUGAGCCUCUGACCUUGUCUGUUACAUCCAAAAUCCAUUAUAAGCUGGUCCGUUAUAUUGAGGGUUUACUGCAUUUAAAAGGUUAUGUGAUUCGUUGUCAGAGUCAGGGAACACAAACACAAACGCAACAACCAUUUUAUUUCUAUUCUGGAUACCGAUGAAGGAUUAUACAAAGCUCAGGGUGAAUGUUGAUGUUGAUGAAUGUAUUAUAGUAUUUGGAGGUACUUAGAAGGUUAUGGGGUUUGUUAUAAGAGCCAAGGAACACAGACGCAAAGAACUGCACCAUUGUAAUUUAAUUAUGGAUGCCAUUGAAGGAUUGUUGUUGUGUGAAUGUUGAUGGUUGAGGUAGAUGUGUUAUUCAUUUAUUUAUUUAUUAUUAUUUUUUUUUUUUUUUACGUUGUUGCCUAUUGCGCCGGUAGGCAUCUUCCCGGUGGGGCCUGAUGGUCGGCCCAAGGCUUCUUCCAGGUGGGGCCUGAUGGUCGGCCCAGCCCGUUCUGGCGCAGGCGAGCGUUUAUAGUGGCGCCAUCUUGCAUUGGCUCAUGCUGCCCCCCGGAACUCGUACUUGAUUCGUUUGGACGGCUUCCUCUAGAGUCCGGGUUGACGGGUGGUCUUCAGGACAGCAUGUGGGUAGUUUUAAGCCACUCGGCGGUGACCGAAAAAUCCGAAUGGUAGCGUGAGGAUUCGAACCCGCGUCGUCCAUCACGCGGCGAAUGUGGGUCCAGUACGCUAUCACUUCGGCCACCGCCUACCCAAAUGAUAUUUAGAGUUACCAAUAUCAGCUCUGCCUCAGACCACCAGUGUACAAGUGUGGGUUUUAGUACCCGCUGAGAACAGCUAAUCAAAAACAAGUGUAUAACAGUAUGUAGCAGUGUAUAACAAUGCAUAACAGACCCAAAGUUCAUGUUGUAAAUAUUCAUAAAACCUCUCUGCUUCUUUUGGCAAAUCUUAGCAGCUCUGAAGGGUCAUGAUUCAUCAGUGGCCAGAUUCUGAGCUCUUUCUUGCAUUGAUAUACCAAUUUUAUUUAACCGUUGCCCAUAGUGGGGGUAGGCUCUCUUUAGGGGCCUGUUCGACAACCCCAGUCCAUUAUUGGCACAGGCAAAUUUUAUUCAUAGUGGCUGCCAUGAUACAUGACUCUUGCUUGGCCAUUGCUGGCCCUGCUGUUCUUCCUGAAUGAAAUCACUGAAUUUUGUGUUGAUUGAAGAUCUGGGCAGUAUGUGGGUAGUCUUCAAUCACUCAGCAAUGGUUGAAAGUUGUCAGCAUCUUGCAGUAGAGCUCACACAUAGGACCUUGGGAUUAUCAUGCCCGCACACUGACCACUCGGCCGCCGCCUCCCCUCAAAAGCAAAUAGCAGCUUUGUAAUUUUUUCACCUUCAUUUAAGUCCACACACUUCACUUACAAUUGCUUUUCUCUGGACAUUUUUAUGCUCUGCUUCUACCAACAGAAAAUUUAUUUCAGAAGUAGCAGGAUCUGGCUGAUUGUUAGUUGGAACUGAUUUCAAGGGAAUGGCCAAGGAAGAAAUAACUUUUAUUAUGGACAUAAAAAUAAAAGCCUUGAGGGCUGCUGCAAGUCUCUAAAAGUGGCAUUGGGGCUGUAUGGAUAUGGGCCUUGUUAGCUUGUUUGUUAUCUACCAGUUAAUGUUUAGCAAGAGUUACUUUAUGUAUGCUUAGGACUUGUAUGCGUGUGUGUGUGUGUGUGUGUGCAUGCAGGUGUGAGAAAAAGAGAGAGAGAGAGAGAGAGAGAGAGAGAGAGAGAGAGAGAGAGAGAGAGAGAGAGAGAUUCACCUCCAUGGUUGAGUGGUUAGCAUGCCUAGCUACAAAUCUGCUGGCCAGGGUUCUAAUCCCAGUCUGGGCAGUCUGUGUGCAGCUCACCCAGCUGUUCAUCAUCCCUUUCCAGCUUGGCAAUAAAAUGUGUACUUGAGUAAAUUGGAGAAAGAUAAACUGUGGUAAUGCGGAUGUCACACUGGCGCUGUCUCAAGGUAAUGUGUUCUUACCCACCACAGGCUCAAGGGCCAAUGCAACAGUGUUGAGCACCGCAGCCAAGCGCAGCUAUAGUGUGUGCUCCCAACUUUACCUUUCAACUCAUAAUUAUUUCUGUAGCUGUUUAUGUGAUGCUGAAGGCAGUUAGACAAAUAUAUAUCAUGGUUACCUUUUCA